Diversispora eburnea is the source of this 1164-nucleotide messenger RNA. NCBI's taxonomy places the organism in Eukaryota, Fungi, Glomeromycota, Glomeromycetes, Diversisporales, Diversisporaceae. The record is from the annotation of a GenBank genome assembly.
AUGAAUAUGAAUAGACUUGCUGCACUUAUUUGUUGUCUUUCGUUUUCCAAACGAUCAAAGAAUAUUAAUACUAAAAAUGAAAAAGAUAUAUUAACGAGUGUAUCUGAAAGUGUGGAAUUCGAUUUUUCGUCACCUACCACACCACAAGAAUUAAAUCAACGAAAAAAACGUUAUGGCGUUUGUUUAAAUUGUGGUUAUCCUUUAUCCGAUAAAUCUUGGUGUCAAUUUUGUGAAGGUCAAAAAUUACAACAAAAUUUUAAUAAUUGGUCAAGUGGAAAUCAAUUUAUUGAUAAUUUUAUACAAUCAAGUCAAUUAAAACCUUUAAAUAAGAAUGGUUAUUUGUCAUGGAUUCCUUAUGAUGAUUUAAUUCAAGUUCGUUAUAUGGCCAAUGGUGGUUUCUCCGCAGUUUAUUCCGCACUUUGGGAUCAUUUUGAAACUGGUCAAGUUGUUGAUGUAGUAUUAAAACGUUUACAUAAUGGUCGAACUUCGGAUCCGGAAUUCUUAAGGGAACAGAUCGCAAUGUUUGUCUAUGCUGCGUCUCAAAAAUCUUCUGUAAUUCGUUGUUACGGUAUGACAUUACAUCCAACAGAAGGUUACAUGUUGGUAAUGGAAUAUGGUGAGGAAGGUGAUUUACGUAGUUAUUUACGAGGAAAUCAUUCAGCUUUACUUUGGUCCGAUAAAGUAUAUAUGAUAAGAGAUAUUGCCAAAUCACUUGAAGUACUUCAUUCACGUGAAUUCGUACAUGGGGAUUUACAUACCGGAAAUAUUUUAAAGAAAUUACCUAAAAAUUCAUCACCUCCAAUAAAAAAUCGAUUACGUAAAUUCAUAAGUGGAUUAGGUUUAUUAUCCGAAAAUUCCCGUGAACGUGAAUUAUCUGAUAUAUGUAAAGAUGUGAGACCUCCAAUUGAUCGAAGGUCAAUGCCUCAAUUUUACGCGGAUCUCAUUAGACGUUGUUGGGAUCCCGAACCAUCAAAUCGUCCAAGUGCUCGUAUAAUAAGAGAAAUAAUUGAUGGUUGGAUAUUAUCAAUUCAAAAUUUAAGUCCUUAUAUAACAGUUGAUGAAAAGAGUUUAUCUUCAACCAUUAAAAAUCCUAGUUCAAUUUCUUCAAUAUUUUUUCACUCUAAAAAGGAUGGAUUAAAUGAUAAUGAUAUAGAUCGGUUUUAG